AUGGCGAUCCAGAGAGCUACAAGAAGUCCAGGUGAAGAGGCAGUUCUGGAUGAAGCUGGAGACACAAACAAACGCUCAACAGCUGUGGCAGGGCUUGUAUGCUAUCACCUCCUACAAGAUUACCACAACACAGAAAAAUUGUGCGAAUAUGAGAGAAAAGCAUCUGAACUAACUUUACCAGUUUCAUAUAAUUUAAAGAAAUUAUUCUGGCGAAUUUUUCCUUUCUUUAGAUGGUUUCCCAGGUAUAAAGUAAAGACAUGGAUUAUAGGAGAUCUGCUGUCUGGAAUUAGUGUGGGUCUACUCACAAUUCCUCUGUCCCUUGCUUUUGCAGUAUGUGCUGGAGAGCCAGCUGUUAAUGGGCUCUACACAAGUUUAGUUACCACUAUCUUAUAUUGCCUUCUUGGCACAACUCAACAUCUGUCCUAUGGAACAUCUGCAAUCACUGCUCUUCUCAUUGCCAAGAGCACAAGCCAUAUUGAAGUUCAAGAAUCUGCUUCUGACAGUGACUGUUCUCCAAAAUGUUCACGAGAACUGCAUGUGGCUACUCUCACUUGUGUUUCUGGAAUUAUUUUAAUUUUGAUGGGAAUUUUUCGCCUCAGUUUCCUAAGAACUUACAUCUCCAAGUCUGUUAUGCUGGGCUUCAGAGCUGGAACAGCCUUGCACCUACUAAUCAUCUUCCUGACUGUAUUACUUGGUAUCGAUGGGCCAUUUCAUCAUGGUCCUUUAUCACUCAUUUAUUCUUCCAAAGACAUAAUUGCAAAUACUAAUAAAAUAAACAUUGUCUCAGUGAUUACAGGAUUGACAACAUUGGCAUUUCUGACACCUUUUAAAGUAAUAAACUGCAUUUACAGUAGGCAUCUUAUACCUGUAGAGUUUAUUGCAAUAGCUGUUUCCAUGUUUUUGUCAUUCUGGUUGGAACUAGAGCACAGCUACAAUAUCAGGCUGAUAAAUAAUUAUCCAUUUACUUUGCCAAAACCCAUCCUUCCUUCUUUUUCCUUGAUAUCCAGUGUUGCUGCAGAUGCUGUUGCUGUUGCCCUUGUAACCUUUGCAGUUAGCAUUUCGUUAGGGAGUGAAAAUUCCAAAAAACACAACCAAAGUUAUCAUCCGCAUCAGGAGACUAUUGUUUUGGGGGUCUGUGAUCUUUUGCUAUCAUUUCUGGGUACUUUUGCUGCAUCUGGGGUUUGGGAACAAACUGUGGUUCAGGAAAAAGCCUGGGGUCAAACCCAAGCUGCAGGGUUGGUAGCAGCUGGUCUGAGUCUUACAGCUUUACUUUGUGCAGAAUCUCUGCUUCCAUUAGUGCCAAAAGCAGUUCUUGGUGCCAUUGUAAUUUCAAAUCUGGGAUGGUACUUCAAGUUUUUCUGGAAAAACUGUUUUACAUGUAAGAAGAGCAAAUAUGAGUUUGUGGUUGGAAUGAUAACAUUUUUGGCCGUUAGUCUCUUAGGCAUAGAUAUUGGUUUAGGAGUGGGCAUAAUCUUCUCCAUUUUGCUCACUCUACACAGACUUCAAAGGCCUUCUAUUGCCAUUUUAGGUCAUAUUCCCAAUACAGAAAACUAUGUAGAUUUGUCUAUGGAGAAAACUGCCAAAGAAAUAGUUGGCAUUAAAAUUAUAAAAAUAUUUGAUUCUAUUUAUUAUGGGAAUGUUGAUUAUUUAUUGUACUGUAUGAAAGUUAAGGUGAAUUGUUACCUUUGGUCUGGUGGAAAUUCAGGAAGUGAUAAUGAAUUAUACACUGAGGAAGAUAAAUAUCAUAUGUUAAUGGAAUCCACACAGUUCCUUGCAAUGGAUGAAAAUGCUCUGAGGCGAAUAAAUCAUACUGCACUAUAUAGGCGUAGAAUAUCCAAACAAACUGCAGUUGUUCACACUGUUAUUUUGGAUUGUGGGUCGGUUAGCUUUGUGGAUGAUGAAGGGGUAAAUGCAUUAAUUUAUCUAUUUAAGAAAUAUCAAAGUGUGGGCAUUGGCUUUAUUCUUGCUGGUUGUUCAAGUGGAGUUUUAAAGACUAUACAACAACUGGGUUACUUCAAAGCAACAAGCCAAAGCUUCACUUGCAGCAGUAUCCAUGAUGCUGUACUAUUUACCCUGCAACAAGCAGCAGAGAGAAACCAGAGUCUCCGAGGAUCCAAGUGCAUUCUUGAGACAAAUGAUGAAAAGGUAACCGAAUGUGACACCAUUGAAAUUAAGACGGAUGCAAAUAACAGCACAGAUGAAAGCAUUAGUCCAAGGGAGAGAGGAGAGAAUAUUUCCAAUCAAAGGACUGAUAUUAAAUCAGCAAAUCAGAGGAUUAUUGAAUAUGAAUCAGCCUUAUAA
Pristis pectinata (smalltooth sawfish) is the source of this 2301-nucleotide messenger RNA. Its product is annotated as prestin-like. Bases 1 to 2301 code for a protein of 766 amino acids. Gene Ontology annotation, molecular function: bicarbonate transmembrane transporter activity; sulfate transmembrane transporter activity; oxalate transmembrane transporter activity. NCBI's taxonomy places the organism in Eukaryota, Metazoa, Chordata, Chondrichthyes, Rhinopristiformes, Pristidae. The record is from RefSeq and is a predicted model, not a curated record. Gene Ontology annotation, biological process: transmembrane transport. Gene Ontology annotation, cellular component: membrane. The transcript has 2 exons.